Molecule: messenger RNA, 1421 nt
Organism: Neopelma chrysocephalum (saffron-crested tyrant-manakin)
Lineage: Eukaryota; Metazoa; Chordata; Aves; Passeriformes; Pipridae
Gene: FBXO16
Product: F-box protein 16
Exons: 9
Coding region: 138-1307 (389 amino acids)
Molecular function (GO): protein binding
Source: RefSeq, a predicted model, not a curated record
UGGCGACCACCCCCGGGGGUUGUCAUGGCGACGGGAUGCGGAGGGGAGGGGGGAGGAGGAGGAGGAGGCGGCGGCGUCCGAGGGAGGAAAGAGGAAGCCACUGGUGCUGACAAGAGGCUCCCCCACCUCCUGCAUCCAUGGCAUUUGCUCCUCCCAGGAACACGGAUGGCUCCAAGCUGCAGAUCAAGAUGAGCACGUGGACCCCUCUGAACCAUCAGCUCAUGAACGACAAGGUAUUUGAAGAAAGAAGAGCCCUCCUUGGAAAAUGGUUUGACAAGUGGACAGAUGGGCAGAGGAGGAGGAUCCUGGUGGACCUGCUGGAACGCUGCUCCCUGGCACAGCAGAAAUUCUGCUCCAGGCAGCUCCAGGACCGAAUUCCCACCGAGGCCGUGGAUUUUACCACGAGGCUUCCUCGAGUCCUGUCCUUGUACAUCUUCUCCUUCCUGGACCCACGGAGCCUUUGUCGCUGUGCACAGGUGAGCUGGUACUGGAAGUACCUGUCUGAGCUGGAUCAGCUCUGGAUGCUGAAGUGUCUCCGUUUUGGCUGGUACAUCAACUUCUGCCCAACGCCCUUCGAGCAGGGAAUCUGGAAGAGGCAUUACAUUGAGAUGGUGAGAGAGCUGUGGAUCACCAGGCCAAAGCCUCUUCCCAAGGAGGAAUUCACCGUUGUCGACGUGCAACCCAUCGGAAAAGACGCCCCGGAGGCAAAACUUCCCAUGCACGGAAGGAGGAGAACCAAGGAGAAGAAAGAGCUCCCCCCUUGGCGCUCAUCCGACAGACACCCCACGGACACCGUCCGCUACAACUACCUGGACAACUGGGACCCCAUCGAGCAGGCGAGGCAGGCGAGAAGGAAGGGAGGAGGGGAGACCCCAGACCUGAGCCGACAGGCAGCCGAGAGGAAAAGGAGAGCGGGACGUGCAUCCAACCAGCUCCGGAAGGAGAAAUCCCUGACGUGGCUCCCUGCAGAUCCUGAGUGUCUUCCAAAGCCGCCAGCUCGUCCCAGCUGGGCCGCCCAUCGCUCCGCUGGGAACCUGCCCCCCAAGGCAGCGGCAAAGGCCCUGGCCCAGAGCUCCCAGUGGAACGCCGGGAUACGACCGGCACCCGUCCGAGCUCCGAGACCAAAGCCACGUGGGAGAGGGACUGGAGAUGUCACCAGGAUGGAGAGCAGAGCUCCAUGUCACAUCUCCAGUGUUCGAGGCUCAGCCCUGGCACAUUCCUACAUCCAGCCAAGGAUCCAACUCGGAAUGAGGGAGGAUCCAGAGUGUCCUUCAUCCAAGCUGGACAGAAACUUCUCUGCCUGGUAGUGGGAAAACAAAAUGUUGCUGCUGGUCUUUGGGAUCUCAACCUGGUUUCCCGUUGCUGGUGCUUUAUCCUCUUUUCCUUCUGGAUGUGUCACCUCUGAAAUGUUCACUUGGAAU